GAAGGGCUUGCGCGGGCGCAGCCGGUCUUUGUGGGACAGAAGGACCCACAGUACCCAGGCGACUGUGGCCAGGAUGGGCCGGAAGGUGACCGUGGCUACCUGCGCGCUCAACCAGUGGGCCCUGGACUUCGAGGGCAAUUUGCAAAGGAUAUUAAAGAGCAUCGAAAUUGCCAAACAGAAGGGAGCAAAAUACAGGCUUGGACCAGAACUGGAAAUAUGCGGCUAUGGAUGCUGGGAUCACUACUACGAGUCGGACACCCUCUUGCAUUCGCUGCAAGUCCUGGCUGCCCUCUUGGAGUCUCCAGUCACCCAAGACAUCAUCUGUGACGUGGGAAUGCCCGUGAUGCACCGGAACGUGCGCUACAACUGCAGGGUGAUAUUUCUCAACAGGAAGAUCCUGCUCAUCAGACCCAAGAUGGCCUUGGCCAACGAAGGGAACUACCGCGAGCUGCGCUGGUUCACCCCGUGGUCCCGGAGCCGGCAAACGGAGGAGUACUUCCUGCCCCGGAUGCUCCAGGACCUGACAAAGCAGGAGACCGUGCCCUUCGGGGACGCAGUGCUGGCCACCCGGGACACCUGCAUCGGCAGUGAGAUCUGCGAGGAGCUCUGGAUGCCCCACAGUCCGCACAUCGACAUGGGCCUGGACGGCGUGGAGAUCUUCACCAACGCCUCCGGCAGCCACCACGUGCUGCGCAAAGCCCACGCCAGGGUGGACCUGGUGACCAUGGCUACCACCAAGAACGGAGGGAUCUACCUGCUGGCCAACCAGAAGGGCUGUGAUGGGGACCGGCUGUACUACGACGGCUGCGCCAUGAUCGCCAUGAACGGCAGCGUGUUCGCUCAGGGCUCCCAGUUCUCCCUGGACGACGUGGAAGUCCUCACCGCCACGUUGGACUUGGAGGACGUCAGAAGCUACAGGGCGGAGAUUUCCUCUCGAAACCUGGCGGCCAGCAGGGUGAGCCCCUACCCCCGCGUGAAGGUGGACUUUGCCCUCUCGUGCCACGAGGACCUGCUGGAGCCGCUGUCCGAGCCCGUGGAGUGGAAGUACCACAGCGUCGGCGAGGAGAUCAGCCUCGGACCCGCCUGCUGGCUCUGGGACUUUUUAAGACGCAGCCAACAGGGAGGGUUUUUCCUGCCCCUGAGUGGCGGGGUGGACAGCGCGGCCACCGCCUGCCUCGUGUACUCCAUGUGCUGCCAGGUCUGCGAGGCCGUGAAGAACGGAAACCAGGAGGUGCUGGCGGACGUCCGGGCCGUCGUGAACCAGGCCAGCUACACCCCCGAGGACCCCCGCGAGCUCUGCGGGCGCGUCCUCACGACCUGCUACAUGGCCAGCGAGAACUCCUCCCGGGAGACCAGCGACAGGGCCAGAGACCUGGCCCAGCAGAUCGGAAGCCACCACAUCGGCCUCGGCAUCGACCCCGCCGUGAAGGCCGUCCUGGGCAUCUUCAGCCUGGUGACGGGGAGGAGGCCGCGCUUCGCGGCCCACGGGGGAAGCGGCAGGGAGGACCUGGCCCUGCAGAACGUGCAGGCUCGGCUGAGGAUGGUCAUCGCCUACCUGUUCGCUCAGCUGAGCCUCUGGUCCCGGGACGCGCGGGGCGGGCUCCUGGUGCUCGGGUCUGCCAACGUGGACGAGAGCCUCCUGGGCUACCUGACCAAGUACGACUGUUCCAGCGCGGACAUCAACCCCAUCGGCGGGAUCAGCAAGACCGACCUGCGGACCUUCGUCCAGUUCUGCCUCGAGCGCUUCCAGCUUCCCGCCCUGCAGCGCAUCCUGGAUGCGCCAGCCACCGCAGAGCUGGAGCCCUUGGCCGAGGGACAGGUGUCCCAGACGGACGAGGAAGACAUGGGCAUGACCUACGCGGAGCUGUCCGUCUUCGGGAGGCUCCGGAAGAUGGCCAAGGCCGGACCCUAUAGCAUGUUCUGCAAGCUCCUGCACAUGUGGAGGGACACCUUCACCCCGAGACAGGUGGCUGACAAAGUGGAGCGGUUUUUCUCCAAGUAUGCCACGAACAGACACAAAAUGACCACGCUCACGCCCGCCUACCACGCCGAGAGCUACAGCCCCGACGACAACAGGUUCGACCUGCGGCCCUUUCUCUACCGCGCCGGCUGGCCCUGGCAGUUCCGGUGCAUCGAAGGCCAGGUGCUCCAGCUGGAGAGGAGGGAGCGGCAGCACCUGGACGGCGCGGACUGACGUCGGCCGUGCGGAGGGCUCCCCGCCCGCCGGGAUCCCGUGGGCGACGUGGGCCCCGCCGGGGACCUCGGGCACAGCUCAGCCACCCCUGCCAUGAGCAGGCAGGGCCUCAGCAAGUCCUGUUUCACGCACGUGUCAAAGGGGAGGGACCUCUGAAGCUGGUUCUUCAAAAAAGAAAAAAGUUGAAAUCAAGAGAAUGUGAUUUUUUUUU
This is a messenger RNA of Phyllostomus hastatus (greater spear-nosed bat), 2405 nucleotides long. RefSeq names its product NAD synthetase 1 (gene NADSYN1). Gene Ontology annotation, cellular component: cytoplasm. Gene Ontology annotation, biological process: NAD+ biosynthetic process. Lineage: Eukaryota; Metazoa; Chordata; Mammalia; Chiroptera; Phyllostomidae. The coding region runs from base 74 to 2194 and encodes 706 amino acids. The transcript is spliced from 21 exons. The record is from RefSeq and is a predicted model, not a curated record. Gene Ontology annotation, molecular function: ATP binding; glutaminase activity; NAD+ synthase (glutamine-hydrolyzing) activity.